This is a messenger RNA of Puccinia triticina, 1485 nucleotides long. RefSeq lists its product as uncharacterized. NCBI's taxonomy places the organism in Eukaryota, Fungi, Basidiomycota, Pucciniomycetes, Pucciniales, Pucciniaceae. Gene Ontology annotation, biological process: regulation of DNA-templated transcription. The transcript has 4 exons. The record is from RefSeq and is a predicted model, not a curated record. Bases 1 to 1485 code for a protein of 494 amino acids. Gene Ontology annotation, molecular function: DNA-binding transcription factor activity, RNA polymerase II-specific; DNA binding.
AUGAGUUUACCUGAAGCCGAUGGAAUCCGGGCAAGGACCAAUAGCAACGGCGGUGGCAACGGCGGUGGUCGUUUGGACCAUGAGAUAAUACCAAAGGUAUAUGGCGAAGAUGGGUGUGAGAUACCGAUAGCUUUCAACGAUCACAGCCUCGGAGAAGAAUGGUCCAGUGCGAACAAUUUGAGCCGAAAGAAUCCGACCUACACUGGUUCAUGUUCUACUUUACUGGCGCCAUCACUCGACUUGAGCAGCCCUGGCCUUGAGCUACCUGCAAACCCAGUUGUGCUACCGCAGGGCACGUGGGAUCCACUCCUUUUUCCGAACCAAUUGGAGCAGAUGAACUUGGGGACUCCGACCUCUGAAGAUUUCUUGAGGCAUCAAUUCGACUUUCUCAAUACCAAUGGCCAACCUGAGCUCUUGAGCUAUGAGUAUAACCAGCCAGUAAUGGUUUCAAGCCCUACCUACCAGCUCUCAGAAACAGAUUCGCUUCUUCCUUUCGAAAACCACUCGCACAGCAGCUCGACCUAUCAUCAAGCGCCGGUAGCAAAUUCGAAUUUCUUCGCCAAAGCGAUGGAAAGUCGAGAUAUUUCACCAUUCAUGCCCUUCAGCCAAGAUACCGCUUCUAGUUUGAUUAGUUGUCCUUCUGGGCCACAGCCUCUCCCAAUACUUUCGUCUCCCCUGGGCCUUGAUUAUUAUAAUUUAGAGACUAGCCGAGCUGCCCCGUUGAUAGGUUUGAAACGAUCACUACCCAUACUGAAUCGAGGAGAAAUAAACCAUAACGCGCACGAGAUCAAAGAAAGCUUGCUUGGAUUCGACGCACGUGGCGGCCCGAGUUUAAUGUCUGAUUUUAACGGCUUGCCCGAUUCAACCACCUCGAAUUAUCAUACCGAAAGGUUCCCUGAAGCUGGCGAGAGCUCUUCCCAGCUUUCAUGGGAUAUGAGGACGCGGUCCUCCCCAUCCCGUUCCCCAUCUUACGAUCAAUCUUCGAGUGAGCCUGCGAAAUACCUCGACAUGAACACUUCUGCUCACCUCGGCUCCUCAGGUCUCAUCUCGUCCCUGCGUACAUCAGGGGGUUCUCCCUCCAAAAUCGUGGCUCAUGGCGGCACUCGAGAACCUGAUAAAAGUACGAGUUCUGGAAAAAAGCAAAACUCGCCACAGAUGACUGGAAAUCGAGAAUACCAAGCGAAUCAAAAACGAGUAGGAAGUCUGAUUGAUAUACAUCAUCUAACGAACCAUGUGCCGAGAAGAAGGUUAACUGUCGAGCAGGAACAGAUACUCUUGAGGCGUUUCGCAGUUCAAGAGUAUCUUAGUAAACGUGAGAUGGAAGAACUCGCGGAGAAGUUAAAAAUACCAACAAGUCAAUUGAGGACAUGGUUUGGGAAUAGAAGAUCGAAGCUUAAAGCUGCUGCUAGACAGAAGGCAAAGAUGGAGGCGGGAAUGGGGCACUUGACUGACGCCGAACUCAGAAGCCUCAACAAGAGAAGCUAA